Messenger RNA from Heterotrigona itama, 2626 nucleotides. NCBI's taxonomy places the organism in Eukaryota, Metazoa, Arthropoda, Insecta, Hymenoptera, Apidae. The record is from the annotation of a GenBank genome assembly.
AUGAUGAAUACUCACCAACAACAUCCCGGCUACGGGUUUCUUUCAGGCAUGGAUCUGCACUCUGUGCAUCACGUGAGUCAGGACGUGAACGGAACGAAUCAACCAACGCCCCAAGAGCAACACAUCAAAAGACCUAUGAACGCGUUUAUGGUAUGGUCUCGGAUUCAGCGAAAAAAGAUCGCAUUGGACAACCCAAAGAUGCACAAUUCGGAGAUCUCGAAGAGGCUAGGUGCCGAAUGGAAGCUUCUCUCCGACUCGGAGAAACGGCCCUUUAUCGACGAGGCGAAACGUUUACGUGCCAUGCACAUGAAGGAGCAUCCAGACUAUAAGUACCGUCCGAGGAGAAAGCCGAAGGUCCAGGUAUCCGUCGUGCCAAACAAAGCUGGCACGAUGAAUUCAGGUGGAUUCCCUAGCUUCCCUCUGCCUCCAUACUUCGCCGCACCUACCGCAUCGGUUUCUCACCACCACCACCACCCGCAUCCUCUCGAUUAUCCACAUCUGCCAUCGUACUUCGGAUCCGCUUUCGACGCCGUCCACUUAAGCAAACUGGUAGCUGGUAACACUGGAACAGGAUCAACGUCGACGAACACUGCUGCGGCUGCGGCUGCGGCGGCAGCGGAUGCUGCCAACAACAACGCAGCUUCCGCUGCAGCCGUAGUCAGCAGCUUCUACUCAGGAUUCUACUCCUCGCCAACGACAGCAGGUAAGCCAUACCCGACAACGGCGUCGCAUCUCGGACCACUGUUUCCAACCGGACACCACACCGCAACUGCGACUACUACGCCUCAUCCACCUCUGAUGUUUCCAUCGUCGACGACGACCGGCUCCGCGAGUAUCGUUACGACGACCAGUAGUCCUAGCAGCAGUCCAAGAUCUACGCCGAUUCCAUCGUCUCAUCAGCAAGUCCCUACGCCGACCACGUCGACCCCUCUAGAUCUGGAGCAAUUACGUCGACCAGUCUCCUUCAUACAAUACACAAUACACAUACAUUUCGCGUCGUAUAAACGAGCUCUGUUCGCUCAUGAUUUUUCGAAAAGAGUACUUCGUGCGUAUCCGUCAGAUCUUAGUCUUGCUCAAACAACUGCCCAUUCGCAUCGGGCCACGAGCCACGUAUUCAGAAUCAUUUAUCCACUCGGAUCAGAAACAUUUACUUAUUGGGACGUGUAUGUUCCAUCAGAGUCGAAAGAGUUAAGAUCCAGGGAACGAAAUCGAACUUACGUUCUCACUUUUAGAUUUAUACUUGUCAGUGGUAGUAGUGUUGCCUCCAACGACAGACGAAGGAAUAAUAAAAUAGAUAAAAUUGAAUGUUGUAUGGAAAUAUUGCGCAAAAAAGCAUGCAUUAUUCGGAUAUUACAACAUUCCGAUAGUGAAGGUUCUACUGUAUUAAAAUAUCGUUCUGAAAAACACCAGUUUCCGACAUGGAACUUUGAAGGGUUAGGGGGAAUGGGAGAAAAUCUCAAAUGUGAAAUUUUAGUUUCAAAUCAGUUUCAGAGAUAUUAAUAAAUAACUUUCGGCACAGCACACUGAAUUCUGAAGUCAGUCUCAAUAUCUAUAACACAUCUCGCAAAUACUGUUGUGUUUCAUUUAUUUAAAAUUAUUAUUUAAAAUUAUUAUUUAUUUAAAAAUACUUACAGUAUUAAUAAAAUGUUUAUUAAUAUCUUAAAUGUCUAUAAAUGUUUUAUUAAUAUCUUCGAAACUAAAAAUACUUAUUAAAAUUAAAAUUUUAUAUUAGAGGGAUUCUCCCUUUAUUUGGCCCUUCAAAAUUGUAUGUCGAUCACGGGUUUUCCGGAACCUUACAUUAUUUAUGAUUUAACGAAUUAAUCACAAAUAGCUUUUACACAGAAAUUGUAACGGAAUUUUCUUUGAAUCGUCUGUCGUUGGUUAUUCGCAGCGCCACUCAGCCGUAUUAAUUUAAAUAGGCAUAUCUGAUGAAAAAAUGGUUUCAAACAUGAGAUUUUAAACAACUUUCAGUAUUUAACAAUCAGAUUUCAUCGAUUUCAUAUCUGAGACAUAAACUGUUUAAUACAGCUUUUUCCAACGCUUUCAUUCAAUGUAUUAAAAAAUAUAUCAGCAUAUCUAGUUUUCUGUAAUAAUUUUGUGGAAAACAAAACACACGUUUAAAAAAAUCUAUUUUCACACGUAUAAAAGUAAUGUGCACACUAGCAAUUUACAUUUAUAACGGAAUGUCAUUAGAAAGGCUACAACCUUUUAUAACUCCAAUUGAAAUGUCAUCGAAUGAUCGUGAACAUCGUGAACAUUAGCAAAGAAACGAUAGUUUUCAAAUCACAGAAAUAUUCUACAUCCUAUUUCUUUGAAUAGAUGGUAGAGCUGUAGAAGAUAGCGUUACAAAUGAUGAUAGUGUCACAUAAAUUUACUUAACUAUGAAUAAAUUAUUCUUGUAUAUAAUAAACAUUCUUGUAUAUAAUAAAUUUUACAUAAAUUACUUUUGUUAAUUCAGUUGAAUUAGAUUUUUAUAAUUUAUUAUCAUUAUUAGAAAUUAUUAUCAUAAUUAUUAUUGUUGUUAUUAUUAUUAUUAUCAUUAGAAGUUUUUCUUUGCAGCUCUACCAUGUAUUCGAACAGGAUACAAGUAUUUUUAUCUGGCAGUAAUGAUUCAAGAGAAAGUUAG